UGAGAAUCUAAGCGUGUUUCAUACAACCUUGACUGUGUCAUUGUACUACAUUGCAUCUAAGUUACUAGGUAAAAUUCUAUCGAAGUCUUGUUUUUUAAAUACUUAGUUCUAACAGCGUUUAUUUAGUAAUUAUUUAGUUAGGUUAUUGGUCGUUUGCUCUUAAAAUAUAAUAAUAUUUUAAUUUGUGAGAAUGUCGAGUGAUGUUAAAUAUUUCGCGCCAUCUUUAUUUCUCAAUCAUGGCGGCGGACCUAACCCGGUUUUAGGUCAAAAAGACAAUCGAGAGAUCGCGGAAUUUUUGAAGAAUGUGCGAAAUAUCGUCGAUUUGAAAUGUUUGAAGGCCAUUAUAUUGGUAACUGCGCACCGGGAAGAGGAUAUUGUGACGAUAUCGGCUGGUGAGCGCCACGAUUUGUUAUUCGACUAUUACAAUUUUCCACCUGAAAGCUACAAAUUACAAUAUGGCGCUAAAGGCGAACCAGAAUUGGCGCGAAAAAUUCACGAAGCGUUCAAAAACGCGGGUAUCCCGUCGAGGUUAGACACCGAAAGAGGUUGGGAUCAUGGAGUAUUUAUUCCAAUGAUGUUAAUCAAUCCCUCUGCUGAUAUCCCAAUAGUUCAAAUAUCAAUUUUGAAAAAUCAGAACGCUAAACAACAUUUCGAGAUGGGAAAAGUUUUGUAUCAGUUUCGUAAAGACGGCGUUGCAAUUUUUGGGUCCGGAUUAUCUUAUCACAAUAUGAAGGAAUUUAGAAAAGCACCUAACGAAAAAUUGGGUAUUGUCAAUGUUGAAUUUGAUGAUUUUUUGAACGACGUCUGUACUGGUGAUGGAGAAAAGAGAAAGAAAAUUAUUCUUUGGGAGGAAAUGCCUGGUGCUUAUGACUCCCAUCCGAUGGGAGACGCCGACCAUCUAAUGCCUUUGAUUGUCGCAGCUGGCGCUGGAGGCUCGCAACCGAGGAGAAAUAUAUUUAAUUCUAUCUUCAAAGUUAAUUUUAAACUAAGUGGCUUUAUAUGGAAUAAUGACGUUUAGUUUCUUAGAGCAAAACUAAAUCAUAUACAAAAAAAUUGUUCUUCAUUAUUUUUAUUAAUGAUAACUUAUUUACAGUAAUAAAAUGUUCUGUGUCGUUAUUAAAUAACAAGUUUAUUGUAAAAAAAUAUGUGUUAUUUUGAAAUGGUACUAAAGCAUUAAAAAUGUAGUUAUUCUGUAUUUUCAUAUUAAGCUUAGAGAAACAGGUAUUAAAACAACGAAUUUUUAUAAGUGCUUAUUGAAAAAAAAAUACUUAUUGUGUUAUUUUAUCGAUCUAUUACAUGAUUCUGUUACUAUUAAAGUGUCUGUUUCUUUCUGCAAAAUCUUGCAUCUACAACUUCUUCCUUUCCCAUUACAAAUUAGGUUUGAGAACUUUA
This is a messenger RNA of Galleria mellonella (greater wax moth), 1392 nucleotides long. RefSeq lists its product as uncharacterized. The record is from RefSeq and is a predicted model, not a curated record. The transcript has a single exon. The coding region runs from base 191 to 1018 and encodes 275 amino acids. NCBI's taxonomy places the organism in Eukaryota, Metazoa, Arthropoda, Insecta, Lepidoptera, Pyralidae. Gene Ontology annotation, molecular function: zinc ion binding; ferrous iron binding; oxidoreductase activity, acting on single donors with incorporation of molecular oxygen.